Scatophagus argus is the source of this 1885-nucleotide messenger RNA. It is a transcript of the gene flcn, whose product is annotated as folliculin. Lineage: Eukaryota; Metazoa; Chordata; Actinopteri; Scatophagidae. Gene Ontology annotation, molecular function: GTPase activator activity. The coding region runs from base 149 to 1840 and encodes 563 amino acids. Gene Ontology annotation, biological process: positive regulation of transforming growth factor beta receptor signaling pathway; negative regulation of transcription by RNA polymerase II; positive regulation of TORC1 signaling. Gene Ontology annotation, cellular component: cytosol. The transcript is spliced from 12 exons. The record is from RefSeq and is a predicted model, not a curated record.
GCCACUAUCAGGCUCAGCGGGGACUCCUGUCUCUGGACUGGAUGUGUCUGUCAAGUGGGUCUCACCGUCUCUCCGGUCCUCUGACGGAAGUGCGGGCAUUACUGAUAUACCUGAUGCCAUGCUCGAACCUGUGAUUUAAAAGACAACGAUGAAUGCUCUGGUUGCUCUCUGUCACUUCUGUGAGCUCCAUGGUCCUCGGACGUUGUUUUGCACUGAGGCACUGCACCCUCCAUCCCCGUCCCCUUCAUCCCAGGCAGGCGCCCCAGUGCCUGGGGACAGGGACCGCGAUGGUGACCGGGAAAGUGAAGGGCUGACCAUGAGGGCCAACAGCUCGGCCACACAGAGGGGAGAAAUGUGUGACGGAUGUCGAUCUCUUCCUGCAUCUCACCCGGGCUUUGUAAGCAUUGAUGAUGAAACAGGCAUACGCUUCCUGAGCCACCAGCAUCCCAGACAGUCACAGCUGUUCAGCGUGGUUCGCCAGGCCUGUGUACGCAGCCUCAGUUGUGAGGUAAACAGUGACGUGUGUCCUGGCCGCGAAGGGCCAAUUUUCUUUGGAGACGAGCAACACGGUUUUGUGUUCUCACACACUUUCUUCAUCAAAGACAGCCUGGCCAGGGGUUUCCAGCGCUGGUACAGUAUCGUCAUGGUAGCAAUGGACAGGAUCUACCUUAUCAACUCCUGGCCUUUUCUGUUACGCCACCUUAGACUCACUAUACAGAGCCUGCAAAGCACAGCCCUCAAGGUGUUUGACAAUGAACAAGGAGUUUGUCCCCAGCGAGCAGUGAGGAUGAACAGUGUCUUCUCACCUGCAGUUUUCCCACACCAAAGGAGUGGCAAUGCAGCCCGAUCACUAACUUCUCUUACCCAGCACCCCAACCUCUGGGCCAGUCUGCACUCCUCCUUUAGCUGGCUGCUGAAGGCCUGUGGGAGUCGUCUUACAGAGAAGCUGCUGGAGGGAGCUCCCACGGAGGACACACUGGUACUCAUAGAGAGACAGACAGAGCAAGAGGAGGAAAUGAGCUGCUGGGAAGGAGCAGAAGGCGGCGCUUCAAAGUCACAGCGGCACCAAUCAGAGAGCGAGCUGGGCCACCACUUACUGUGUGAUGAUGCGAAUUUAGAUGAAUUACCUGGUCCAAAAUUUAGGUCACUCAGGCAUUUGAGACAGGUCCUCGGGGUUGCUGAGUUUCGUCAACUCGUGUGGCACGUGCUCAUGGGAAAUCAGGUCAUAUGGAGAGGCGCUGACCCUGGGCUCAUCCAGUCAGCUUUUACAGUGCUCAAGUCUUUGCUCCCAGUUGGUUGUGUGCGUUCUGUGCCAUACAGUGCUCAGUAUGAGGAGGCCUACAAAUGCAACUUUCUGGGUCUCAGCCCAGAUGUGCCUAUUCCAACCCACGUCAGCUCCUCAGAGUUUUCAGUGCUCGUGGAUGUCACUUCGGAAAGAAGCUGUCAGAUGUCAGCCAUGGGUGAAGAUGAUAUCCCGUCACUGUAUCAGUUCACCAUCAGCAGUGCCAAUACACAGCCCACAGACAGAGGUCCCACAUUAUUGAACAAGCUUGAGGUGGCCCUGUCCAAUGAGAACUUGUCUGUGGAUGUCGUAUCUCACUGCCUGUUGUGUCUGAAGGAAGAGUGGAUGAAUAAGGUCAAAGUGCUGUUCAAGUUCUCCAAAGUGGACGGACGAGGGAGGGAGGACACCCAGAAGGUUCUAGCCCUCCUUGGUGCCACAGGACCGGGCGAGGAGGACAACGUCAGGCUGCUCAAGUUUUGGAUGACGGGACUCAGCAAAACAUACAAGAGUCAUUUAAUGACAGCUGUGCGAGGAGGGGAGAGGAGCCCCAGCCAAUGACACAAAUGGACAAAGAAAAGAGGAUGGGGGGUUAGAGAGGUGAAG